Nilaparvata lugens (brown planthopper) is the source of this 1413-nucleotide messenger RNA. RefSeq lists its product as uncharacterized. The record is from RefSeq and is a predicted model, not a curated record. The transcript has 5 exons. Bases 233 to 1144 code for a protein of 303 amino acids. NCBI's taxonomy places the organism in Eukaryota, Metazoa, Arthropoda, Insecta, Hemiptera, Delphacidae.
ACUGUAUAUUUCCAAAUUCUUUGAGAAGUUGUGUAAUCUUCGGUCAGGAGAACAUAAGUUUGUCUGACAGCCGAAUGUGGAUAGAGCAACGAUGUAUGUUUAAUAGACAAAUAAAAGUGAAUGUAAAUGUUUGGGGAAUAUUUUAUUAUUCUAUUCAAUUGAGUAGGUCAUUGGAAUAACAAUUAUCUGAAAAACAAUUGAUUAAAUUCAUAGAAAAGUAUAGCUGUACAACAUGGGAAAACUGAUAGUGAUUCUACAAACAACUGUUGUUUUAUUAUGGAUUUUGGAAACGAAACUAGUGAGAUGUGAAUUGUGGGUUGCUAAACCUUUGACAAAAGCUUUGUGGGGGUUUUCUCCGAGUCCAGUCAACAAUACUCUAUGCAGAGAGCAAUCUUCAGUCUACAAACAGCAUUUGGCGAAUCUUACACUAUGGGCUGUUCAAAUGCUGGAUGCAAGCACCCUAGCCCCUAACGGUCUCGUAGCAGGCGACAUCCACCAGUUGGGUCACUUUGACUCAUGCAUGGCGACUCGGGGACCUGUGCAGCCCCAAUUCUGUGUACCAACCAUCAGGUUCCAACCAUUUUCGAAAAUAUUCCCCACAUUCGACGACGGUAACUACUCUAGAGGAUUUGAAGAGGAUGAUAGAACAUCGAGUUUACCAAUAUGGGAAAAGAUGAAGCCCAAUCCAGAUGCAAGUAAACAGCGGAGAGACCGUCUGCAUUGGGGCCUGUGUCUACCGGCCUCCUGCCGUCCGUUGGAGAUCCAAUCAGAGCUGAAUGAAGCCCUAAAUAGUCUCUCCGCAGAGAGCCAGAUUCAUUUCCAAGUCUCCCUGAGCGAUAUCAUGUGCUACAAUCCUCAUAAGGAGUUCUCAGACCGUUAUACGGGACCUGAAAAAUUUGCCGGAUUCUAUAUCAUGUGCUACUUACUUGCAAUCCUUGGACUGAUAUUGGUUAUAGCAACGGUUACUGAUAUACUGCUGGGAGUAGGGCGUACACACGGCGAUGAUUCGUCAACUCGGAAGAUGAACGAGACUUAUAAGAGAAGUAUCACAUACAACAGUACUUUUGCUGGCUGCCUUUCUACCUUCACCUUCAACUCCUGGCGAACCUUUUUUGCUGGCGGAGCAAAAAUCACUCACUUCUAAUGUGGUCGCUUCAGUUAUCUAUGCGAUCAUAACCUACGCGCUCCAUCUGCUGUAUGUGAAAAGGUUAGUAGAAGGUGGGCCACUAAAAAUGCACUAUUCCAGGUAAUAAAUUGAAAUCUUCAAAGAAACAUUUUAAAUAUUGUUAUAGAAUAUUCUUAACCUUCUGGCAGUCGCGCGUUGUAAAAAGUACAACAGUGUCAGUUUUUUCCUGCACAAAAUUAUUGAAUGGGGUGGUGUCAGUGAAUGAGUCACCUAUGCAUUUCAAAACU